Molecule: messenger RNA, 1092 nt
Organism: Exophiala xenobiotica
Lineage: Eukaryota; Fungi; Ascomycota; Eurotiomycetes; Chaetothyriales; Herpotrichiellaceae
Exons: 2
Coding region: 233-970 (245 amino acids)
Source: RefSeq, a predicted model, not a curated record
UCUCGGCACGUCCACCAUCCGCCCAAUCUUGCGAUAAUAUUAUAAGAAAGUUCCAAGACCUACUAAUAUCAAUUCCAGUCUCUUCACAUCCACCAUACUCAUUCCUUUGUCGUUGCUUUUGUUUUCGAUCUUCAUUCCCGCUGGUCGGCCUUCUUAAAAACCUCUCUGCAAGACGGUCUUUCGUUUCUAUAUCCUUCCAGCAUCACAUUCAUUUCUGUCGAAAUUCCUCAAAAUGAAGUUCGAAACAGCAGCAGUAACUCUGAUCUUCGCAGCGAGCUCAGUCUCGGGUGCUGCACUUGGCGGAAGAUUGGCAGAAAAGGCGUUUAAGGACGAUGCUGAUUUCGGUCUCUGCAUCCCAACCAUGAAAUAUGAAGGUGCUCUCGGCGGACGAUCCACAGCCGAUUUCACUUUCCUUCCCACCGACCCGCUCUGUGCUCGAGGCCAGCAGGAGGCCUUGAACCCAAACAUUAUUACCAAUAGAAUCUGCGACCAACUCACCACAGCUUGUGGAGCGAACGAGGCAGCCAAGCAACUGUGCCGUGACGCGCAAGCCAAGGUCCGAGCUCUGGGAACUCGCAACAAGUCCACCGCCGACACAUGGAACACUCUUUUGGGCUUCGGUGGCGCUCUUACCAAUCCUGACGGAGGACUCACCGAGCCAGGCUUCAGAUCGAAGGAACUGAAGGUGAAGAGGGAGGAGGUCAAGAUCGAGAGACGAUUCAUCGAGUGCCGUACCGACGUUUGGCUCGACGACUGCAAUGGAUGGACUGCUCCAGAACCUGUGGUCAAGCGAGAGGUCGAAUCUGCUCCCGAGCCCGUUGUCAAGAGGGAAGCCGCCUCGGCUCCCGAGCCUGUGGUCAAGAGAGACGUGGCAGCGGCUCCUGUCGAGAAGGAAGCCAAGCGCGCCAUCGCAAACUUCGUCGAGUGCAGCACCGACGUCUGGCUCGAUAACUGCAAUGGCUGGUCUUGAAGACGCAAACAACAGAAAACCAGCCAAGCGGACACGUGUGAGUGUGUUGUUCGGGGUUGGCUAAAUGAAAAUAGUUGGCUUGUAUCUCAAAAGGACCGGCUACUGAGGAGGGCAAGUCUGGA